Trichomonas vaginalis G3 is the source of this 801-nucleotide messenger RNA. Its product is annotated as GPN-loop GTPase 1 domain-containing protein. The record is from RefSeq and is a predicted model, not a curated record. Bases 1 to 801 code for a protein of 266 amino acids. NCBI's taxonomy places the organism in Eukaryota, Parabasalia, Trichomonadida, Trichomonadidae. The transcript has a single exon. Gene Ontology annotation, molecular function: GTPase activity.
AUGGCGGAGAACAAAACAGCUGCUGUCCUUGUUGUUGGUCUUGCCGGCUCUGGAAAGUCCACCUUAAUGAAUGCUCUCAAUCAAUACACAUACGAUAACAAGAAAAUGACUUACUACGUAAAUUUAGAUCCCGCAACAGCUGAUGUUGAUUUCUCUGCCAAUGUUGAUAUCAGAGAUACAGUUAAAUACGGUGAAGUUAUGCAAAAAUUCAAUCUUGGACCAAAUGGCGCCAUUCUUACUUCUCUAAAUUUAUUCUCUACAAAAUUCCAUGAAGUUGUUUCAUUAAUCCAAAAGCGCAAAGACUUAGAAUACGCCAUUUUCGAUACACCCGGACAGAUAGAAGCCUUCGCUUGGUCAGCAUCUGGCGGAAUGAUCACUCAAGAGCUUGCUGCUGCAUUUCCAACAGUUGUAGUUUUUGUUGUUGAUGUUCCACGUUGCACAAAGACACCAACAUUCAUAUCUACAAUGCUUUAUGCUUGCUCAAUUUUGUAUAGAUCCGGAUUACCUAUGGUUAUGGCUCUUACAAAGACAGAUGUCAAGCCAGCACAAGAAAUUAUUGACUGGAUGACAGAUGAAGACAAGUUUAAUGCUGCAAUCGAUUCAGAAAACGAUGGAUCUUACUUUACAGACUUCAACAGAGCUACAGGAUCAAUUUUCAGCGAGUUCUAUAACGCUAUACCUGUUAUUCCAGUUUCUGGUCGCACUGGAGAAGGAGUUAAAGAGUUAUUAGCUAAAAUUGAUGAAUUAAAGAAUAAACCAAGAAUGGAACCAAUUCAUGAUAAGGAGCAAGCCGAAGAAUAG